Messenger RNA from Exophiala spinifera, 993 nucleotides. RefSeq lists its product as uncharacterized. The transcript is spliced from 4 exons. Gene Ontology annotation, molecular function: 4-hydroxy-tetrahydrodipicolinate synthase activity. NCBI's taxonomy places the organism in Eukaryota, Fungi, Ascomycota, Eurotiomycetes, Chaetothyriales, Herpotrichiellaceae. The record is from RefSeq and is a predicted model, not a curated record. The coding region runs from base 1 to 993 and encodes 330 amino acids.
AUGGGAUCCAUUGCGAUUGAGAAUACACCGGCAGCGCGCCAUUUCCCUUCAGGAAUUCAUGUUCCCUCUUUAACAUGGUUCAAGGACGAUGAGGUGCAGAGCCUUGAUUGGGACGUUCAAGAACAACACCUCAAAUUUCUUGUCGACAGUGGAUUGCACGGAAUUGUCAUUGCAGGCACCAACGGCGAAGCUGCGGCACUUACCAGAGACGAGAAAUUGGAGCUGGUCCGCCGAACACGCUCUAUAGCUCAGUCCCGAGGAAAGCCGCAACUGCCCAUCACGAUGGGUUGCGGCGGCGGCUGCACACGAUUAGUUAUCGAAGAGACAAAAGAUUCCGCGGCGGCAGGGGCAGAUUUCGCCUUGGUUCUUGUUCCAAGCUAUUUUCACUUUGCCAUGGACAGUGAUGCGAUCAUUGAGUUUUUCCUGGAGGUGGCCGACAAAUCGCCAAUUCCGGUGGUAAUUUACAACUACCCAGCAGUGGUCGCUGGCUUGGAAGUGAACAGUUCGAUGUUGGACCGGCUGGGAGACCACCCGAACAUUGUCGGCGUCAAACUAACGUGCGGUGGUAUCGCCAAAGUAGCCCGAGUUGCUGCUAAAUUUGGUGCGGCCUUGGGGACAGAGACAGAGCCAUCCUUCAAGGCACUGGCCGGGCAGAGCGAUUGGCUUGUGCCAGCGCUUGCGGUUGGCGGAGCCGGUUGCAUCACAGGGCUUGCAAAUUUGUAUCCGAAGACGUGCAUUGAGAUGUACAACCUUUGGAAAAGCGGCCAGACGAAGGAAUCCAACCAGCUGCAGGUUGAUAUGUCGGUUUGCGAAAUUGGCUUUGGCCAAGGAGGUAUUAACGGAACGAAAUGGGUUGUUGCGCACUUGAGAGGAUACCCUGAGACUAGUGCGCACUGCCGUCGACCAUACCCGGUGUUUGCAGACGAGAAGAAGAAGGCCUGGGUCCUUUCCACUGUCAAGUUGUGUAGCCACAUUGAGCGAGCGUUUUCGUGA